Molecule: messenger RNA, 1261 nt
Organism: Cydia pomonella (codling moth)
Lineage: Eukaryota; Metazoa; Arthropoda; Insecta; Lepidoptera; Tortricidae
Product: RE1-silencing transcription factor-like
Exons: 4
Coding region: 763-1221 (152 amino acids)
Source: RefSeq, a predicted model, not a curated record
CUACAGAGUGGGGUUGGUUGGCGGGCCGUAUGCUUGUUUGCCACCGACGUUUUUUGCUACCACGUCGGUGGCAAACAAGCAUACGUCCAGCCUGAUGGUAAGCAGUCACCGUAGCCUAUAGACAACUCCAGGUAAGUUAUAUGCGCGUAUCCGACCCUUUCAAAACUUGUACUCCUUUUUUGAAGAACCCCAUACUGUAGCCCCUCGAGAAAACUUCUAAAGGGAUCUCGUACAAAGCAGUGUGAGAGUAUAGUGAUUUGAGCAUCAAUACGAAAUUACGAAUUACCAGCGUGAAUAGAGCUAGAGAAGAUGCAAAGAGCACGUGCAUGCUGAAGCAUUCAUUGCGCAAGUCACAUGCCAGGCACACACCGAUAUACAAGAACUCGCGAGCAACUUGUGUAUGUAGCUUCAGCAUGCUGUCGCCGUCCAUUUGAACUUGCGCGGGUUACAUACGCCAUGUGAAACAGCCAGAUAGGUGCGUUCGUUUAGCGCUUUUACAUUGGUAGCACCGGUCAACUGUCAAUGUCAAUCCGGUAUAUUUACUUUAUUAUAACCUGUUUUCAAAUAAUAUAUAUUUUGGUUUUCGCCUUUCGUUGUUAAUUUAUUUAGCUAGACGGUAUUUUUUUAACUCAUGUAAACUUCUUGUCAACCGUUCACGUACAGCGGGUUUCGAGAGAAUACAACUAGUGUGUCAAUUGGUAGAAGAAGACAGAAGUGUUUCAGUCAAAUAACUUUUUACCUAGAUUGUAAACCAAAUGCAAUAUGCAAGAAGUAGCAGUUUUCGUUUGCAGUUUUUGCAAUGAUACGUUCGAUUGUAAAGAUGAUAUCGCAUGCCAUAUACUAAACACUCACAAUAGUAAUAAAGCUGUUAAAAGGUUAAGACAGCAGCUAACAAAACUAAGCACCAAGUCACCUAAGCUAAAACCUAGUAAACCAUGUCAAAAACAAGAGAAACCUGGCUCAAGUCCUAAGGUGAAGAACCUUGUAAAAGAAUUUUACUGUGAUAUUUGCUACUAUAAAACUGUUCAUCUGUCUACAUACAAGAGGCAUUUGCUAAAACAUGAAAAAGAUGGAAGACAACACAAAUGCACAUAUUGUUCGUACUCUGCAGUACAGCCACAUAAUCUAAAAGUUCAUCUGAAAACUGUACAUCCAUUUGGUGCUGUGGAGCCUGUUAUAAUUGAUCAAAGUAAAGUUGAUAUUUCAUGGAUAUACUCAUAAAGGAAACAUCUUUUAAAUAAAACAAAAGAACUUUUAUAAA